UCGGAAACAGCAGAAGAGAGGGGGGCCGCGUUCACUGAUUGGCCUAUAGGUGGAGCGUGCCGGUCCUGACGCUCACAUGCGAGCCAAUCAGAAAGGAGAGAAAGGGAAUUGGCCGCUGCGCCUUCUCCCGACGCAUGCUGGGACCCUGGAGGACUAAGCGAGGAGGAGUUGAGAGAACGGAGCGGACGCCAUGGCGGCCGACAUCGAGCAGGUUUUUAGGUCUUUCGUGGUCAGUAAAUUCCGGGAAAUACAACAAGAACUUUCCAGUGGAAGGAGUGAAGGCCAGCUGAAUGGUGAAACAAAUGCACCUAUUGAAGGAAAUCAGGCAGGUGAUGCUGCUGCCUCUGCCAGGAGCCUACCAAAUGAAGAAAUAGUGCAAAAGAUAGAAGAAGUGCUUUCUGGGGUCUUAGAUACAGAACUACGAUACAAGCCAGACAUGAAAGAGUCCUCCAGAAAAAGUAGAUGUGUAUCUGUACAAACAGAUCCUACUGAUGAAAUUCCCAGCAAAAAAUCAAAGAAGCAUAAAAAGCACAAAAACAAAAAGAAGAAGAAGAAGAAAGAAAAGGAAAAAAAAUAUAAGAGACAGCCAGAAGAAUCUGAGUCAAAGCCUAAAUCUCAUCAUGAUGGGAACAUAGAUUUAGAAUCUGAUUCCUUUUUAAAGUUUGAUUCUGAACCUUCAGCGAUGGCACUGGAGCAUCCUAUAAGAGCAUUUGGCCUAUCUGAGACCAGUGAAUCUUCUACAGUUGUGCUGGAACCUUCUAUAUCAUCAAUGGAGGUAUCAGAGCCUUACAUCCUAGAAACUCUGAAGCCAGCUACAAAAACUGCAGAACUAUCAGUUGGAUCUGCAUCAGUAAUCUCAGAGCAGUCUAUGGCAGUAACGUUGGAACCAUCUGUGACAAAGAUUGUGGAUUCCUUUGCAACAGCACUGGUGCCUACAGCAGUACUGCUGAAGUCAUCUGAGCCAGUUGCAACAAUGUCUGUGGAGUAUCAGAUGAAGUCAUCCCUGAAAUCUUUGGAGCACACAGCUCCAGAGCCAUCAAAAAUGUUGCCAGAGCCUCCAGUAGCAAAAGAACUAGAGCCAUCAGAAACCCUUCUGAUAGCAUCAGAGACAUCUUCUGAGGUGCACCCUGAAUCAAGCACAUCAACAACAGAUUUUCCAGAAUCAUCUGCAACUGAAGUGCUAAGAUUGCCAGAGCAUCCUGUAUCAUCAGAGAUCGCAGAUCCAUCUGUGACAAGACCUCAGGAGUUGCUGGAGCUGUCUAAGAUCUCAGCGGUGGAGCUGCCGGAGUCGUCGGUGGCCUCAGCGCUGGAGUUGCCGGGGCCACCUGCGACCUCCAUGCCGGAGUUGCAGGGGCCCUCUGUGACUCCAGUGCUGGAGUUACCUGGGCCCUCUGCUACCCUGGUAUCAGAGUUGUCAGGGCCCCUUUCUACCCCAGUGCCCGAAUUGCCAGGACCCCCUGCGACAGCAGUGCCUGAGUUGCCAGGGCCCUCUGUGACACCAGUGCCACAGUUGUCGCAGGAAUUGCCAGGGCCUCCAGCACCAUCCAUGGGGUUAGAGCCACCACAGGAGGUACCAGAGCCACCUGUGAUGGCGCAGGAGUUGCCAGGGCUGCCUACAGUGUCAGCAACAGUAGAAUUACCUGGGCAGCCUGCGGUAACAGUAGCAAUGGAGUUGACCGAACAACCUGUGACGACGACAGAGUUCGAGCAGCCUGUGGGGAUGACAGCGGUGGAACAUCCUGGGCAUCCUGAGGUGACAACGGCAACAGGGAUGCUGGGGCAGCCUGAGGCAACGAUGGUGCUGGAGUUGCCAGGACAGCCGGUGGCAACAACAGCACUGGAGUUGUCUGGGCAGCCUUCUGUGGCUGGGGUGCCCGAGUUGCCUGGGCUCCCUUCGGCAACUAGGGCACUGGAGUUGUCAGGGCAGUCUGUGGCAGCUGGGGCCCUAGAGUUGCCUGGGCAGCUCAUGGCAACUGGGGCACUGGAGUUCUCGGGGCAGUCUGGGGCAGCUGGAGCACUGGAGCUUUUGGGGCAGCCUCUGGCAACAGGGGUGCUGGAGUUGCCUGGGCAGCCUGGGGCGCCAGAGUUGCCUGGGCAGCCUGUGGCAACUGUGGCGCUGGAGAUCUCUGUUCAGUCUGUGGUGACAACAUCGGAGCUGUCCACGAUGACGGUGUCGCAGUCCCUGGAGGUGCCCUCGACGACAGCGCUGGAAUCCUACAACACGGUAGCACAGGAGCUGCCUACUACAUUAGUGGGGGAGACUUCUGUAACAGUAGGCGUGGAUCCCUUGAUGGCCCAAGAAUCCCAUAUGUUAGCUUCUAACACCAUGGAAACCCAUAUGUUAGCAUCCAACACCAUGGACUCCCAGAUGCUAGCGUCCAACACCAUGGACUCCCAGAUGCUAGCGUCCAACACCAUGGACUCCCAGAUGUUAGCCUCUAGCACCAUGGACUCCCAGAUGUUAGCAACCAGCUCCAUGGACUCCCAGAUGUUAGCAACCAGCUCCAUGGAAUCCCAGAUGUUAGCAACCAGCUCCAUGGAAUCCCAGAUGUUAGCAACCAGCUCCAUGGACUCUCAGAUGUUAGCAACCAGCUCCAUGGACUCCCAGAUGUUAGCAACCAGCUCCAUGGACUCUCAGAUGUUAGCAACCAGCUCCAUGGACUCUCAGAUGUUAGCAACCAGCUCCAUGGACUCCCAGAUGUUAGCAACCAGUUCCAUGGAUUCUCAGAUGUUAGCAACCAGCUCUAUGGACUCCCAGAUGUUAGCAUCUGGUACUAUGGAUUCUCAGAUGUUAGCCUCUGGCACCAUGGAUGCCCAGAUGUUAGCUUCUGGUACCAUGGAUGCCCAGAUGUUAGCUUCUAGUACCCAGGAUUCUGCUAUGUUGGAUUCUAAAUCUCCUGACCCCUAUAGGUUAGCUCAGGAUCCUUAUAGGUUAGCUCAGGAUGCCUAUAGGUUGGGUCAUGACCCUUACAGAUUAGGUCAUGAUGCUUAUAGGUUAGGACAGGACCCUUACAGAUUAGGCCAUGAUCCCUACAGACUAACUCCUGAUCCCUACAGGAUGUCACCUAGACCUUACAGAAUAGCACCCAGGUCCUAUAGGAUAGCACCCAGGCCAUAUAGGUUAGCACCUAGACCCCUGAUGUUAGCAUCUAGACGUUCUAUGAUGAUGUCCUAUGCUGCAGAACGUUCUAUGAUGUCAUCUUAUGAACGCUCUAUGAUGUCUUACGAGCGGUCUAUGAUGUCCCCUAUGGCUGAGCGCUCCAUGAUGUCUGCUUAUGAACGCUCUAUGAUGUCAGCUUAUGAGCGUUCCAUGAUGUCCCCAAUGGCUGAGCGCUCUAUGAUGUCAGCUUAUGAACGUUCUAUGAUGUCAGCUUAUGAGCGUUCCAUGAUGUCCCCAAUGGCUGAUCGAUCUAUGAUGUCUAUGGGUGCCGACCGGUCUAUGAUGUCGUCAUACUCUGCUGCUGACCGGUCUAUGAUGUCGUCGUACUCUGCAGCUGACCGGUCUAUGAUGUCAUCUUACACUGCUGAUCGUUCAAUGAUGUCUAUGGCAGCUGAUUCUUACACUGAUUCUUAUACUGAUACAUAUACAGAGGCAUAUAUGGUGCCACCUUUGCCUCCUGAAGAGCCCCCAACAAUGCCACCAUUGCCACCUGAGGAGCCACCAAUGACUCCACCGUUACCUCCAGAAGAGCCACCGGAGGGUCCAACAUUAACUAUGGAGCAGUCAGCAUUGACAGCUGAAAAUACUUGGCCUGCAGAAAUGCCAGCAUUACCUCCUGAAGAGAGUGUAUCACAAUCUGAGCCUCCUGUGAGUCAAAGUGAGAUUUCAGAGCCUUCAGCAGUGCCUACUAAUUAUUCAGUGUCAGAAUCAGAGUCUUCAGUGUUAGUGUCAGAGGCUGUUGUGACUAUUCCAGAACCACCACCUCCAGAGCCAGAGUCUUCAGUUACAUCAACACCUGUUGAGUCUGCUGUAGUAGCAGAAAAUGAAAUUGUUCCAGAGAGACCAGUGACUUGUGUGGCAUCUGAAACUCCCAUAUCCGCUGAACCAGCUGCGUUAACCUCAGAGCCUCCUGUUAUGACAGAGACUAUAGAAACAUUGGAUUCCAUGAAAUUUGAAGGACAUGUUGCCUCAGAGACAUCUAUGUCCCUGAUGGAUCCAGCUGUAAUUAUUCCAGAGCCAGCAGAGAGCAUUCAGGAGCUUCCAGCCAUGGCAGUUUCAGAGCCUUCUGCAUUGGCUGUCCCAGAGUCUCCUGCUAUGGCUGUCCCAGAGUUUCCUGCUGUGAGUGUCUCAGAGUCACCUGUCUUGGCUGUUCCAGAGUCACCUUCCAUGGCUGUCCCAGAACUACCUGCCAUGCCAAAGCCAGAACCAGCUGUGGCUGUCUUGGAGCUUCCCAGUUUGGCUGAGCCAGAGCAUGUUACUGUUCCAUUGUCAGCUGUUUCUGCCCUGGAUCCUCCUGUGCCUGUCUUAGAACCAGCAGUAUCAGUCCUUCAACCUGUUGUGAUUGUUGCAGAACCAUGUAUUUCUGUCCAGCAAUAUACUGUGACAGUUUCAGAGCCUGCUGUCACUGUCUCAGAGCAGACUCAAGUAGUAUCAACUGAGAUGGUUUUAGAGUCUACACCAGUGGUAGCAGAAUCUAGUGUUUCAACAUCACAUGUUAUGAAAGGGAUGAAUUCAUUAUCUGGUGAUCAAAAUCUUGCUCCAGAGAUUGGCAUACAGGAGACUCCUCUGCAUUCAGGUGAAGAGGCACAUGCUGAAGGACACCUGAAAAGUGACUCUAAUGAAAGUGAACAUGGUGUUAAUAUAGACCUUAAUAUAAAUAAUCAUUUAAUUGCUAAAGCUAUGGAAAGUAAUACAGUGUCUACUGUUAGCACUGAUUCUGUUAGUGGGAUUGUUGAAGAGAAAAUUUUGCCCAUCAAUGAAGCUAAUCAAUGCACAGUAUUGGAUAUCUGCACUGGUGUUAGUGAAGCUGAUGUAGGAGGAUCUCUAUCUUAUACUGGUCCUCUUGCUCUUGAAUCUGAUACAACAGGAACUAAUAAGGGUAUUGAAUUUGUCAUGGCAACUGCUGUCACUACAAUUAAUAAAUAUGAUGAUGUUUCUUUAACUCCCCAAGAUACUGAACAUGACAUGGUAAUUUCCACCAGCCCCAAUGGUGUUAGUGAAGCUGACAUAGAGGGACCUUUGCCUGCUAAAGACAUUCAUCUUGAUUUACCGUCCAAUAAUCUUGUUAGUACAGAUACAGAAGAACCAUUUUCUGUAAAAGAGAGUGACCAGACAUUACCAGUUCUCAGCCCUAAAGAAAGUGGAGAAGAUGAAGUACUUCUCCCUACUAAAGAGAUAGUGUCUGAUUCAGGAUUUUGUGCUAACAUUGAUGAAAUUAAUGAAGCAGAUUUAGUGAGACCAUUACUUCCUAAGGACAUGGAACGUCUUACAAGCCUUAGGGCUGGUAUUGAAGGACCUUUACUUCCGAGUGAAGUUGAACGUGACAAAUCAGCUGCCAGUCCAGUUGUCAUUAGUUUACCCGAAAGAGCUUCAGAAUCUUCUUCAGAGGAAAAAGAUGAUUAUGAAAUUUUUGUAAAAGUUAAAGAUACACAUGAAAAAAGCAAGAAAAAUAAAAAUCGUGACAAAGGUGAAAAAGAGAAGAAAAGAGACUCUUCAUUAAGAUCUCGGAGUAAGCGUUCCAAGUCUUCUGAACACAAGUCCCGUAAGCGAACCAGUGAGUCUCGUUCUAGAGCAAGGAAGAGAUCAUCUAAGUCCAAGUCUCAUCGAUCUCAAACACGUUCACGGUCACGUUCAAGACGAAGGAGGAGGAGCAGCAGGUCAAGAUCAAAGUCUAGAGGAAGGAGAUCUGUAUCAAAAGAAAAACGCAAAAGAUCUCCAAAGCACAGAUCCAAGUCCCGGGAAAGAAAAAGAAAAAGAUCAAGCUCUAGGGAUAACCGAAAGACAGGAAGAGCCCGAAGUCGAACCCCAAGUCGUCGGAGUAGGAGUCAUACUCCUAGUAGAAGAAGAAGAUCUAGAUCUGUGGGUAGGAGGAGGAGUUUUAGCAUUUCCCCCAGCCGAAGGAGCCGCACCCCUAGCCGAAGGAGCCGCACCCCCAGCCGAAGGAGCCGUACCCCCAGCCGAAGGAGCCGUACCCCCAGCCGCCGGAGGAGAUCAAGGUCUGUAGUAAGAAGACGAAGCUUCAGUAUAUCACCAGUCAGAUUAAGGCGGUCAAGAACACCUUUAAGAAGAAGGUUUAGUAGAUCUCCCAUCCGUCGUAAAAGAUCAAGGUCUUCUGAAAGAGAACGUCUAACAGAUUUGGAUAAGGCACAGUUACUUGAAAUAGCCAAAGCUAAUGCAGCUGCCAUGUGUGCUAAGGCUGGAGUUCCCUUACCGCCAAACCUAAAGCCUGCACCUCCACCUACAAUGGAAGAAAAAGUUGCUAAAAAGUCAGGAGGAGCUACUAUAGAAGAACUAACUGAGAAAUGCAAACAGAUUGCACAGAGUAAAGAAGAUGAUGAUGUAAUAGUGAAUAAACCUCAUGUUUCGGAUGAAGAGGAAGAAGAACCUCCUUUUUAUCAUCAUCCCUUUAAACUCAGUGAACCCAAGCCCAUUUUUUUCAAUCUAAAUAUUGCUGCAGCAAAGCCAACUCCACCAAAAAGCCAGGUUACAUUGACAAAAGAAUUUCCUGUGUCAUCUGGAUCUCAGCAUCGAAAGAAAGAAGCAGACAGUGUUUAUGGAGAGUGGGUUCCUGUAGAGAAAAAUGGAGAAGAAAACAAAGAUGAUGAUAAUGUUUUCAGCAGCAAUUUACCCUCGGAGCCUGUGGAUAUCUCUACUGCAAUGAGUGAACGUGCACUUGCUCAGAAAAGACUCAGUGAGAAUGCAUUUGAUCUUGAAGCCAUGAGCAUGUUAAAUCGCGCUCAAGAACGGAUUGAUGCCUGGGCUCAGCUGAACUCUAUUCCUGGCCAGUUCACAGGAAGUACAGGAGUACAAGUUCUGACACAAGAACAGCUGGCCAAUACUGGUGCGCAAGCCUGGAUUAAAAAGGAUCAGUUCUUAAGAGCAGCCCCAGUAACUGGAGGAAUGGGAGCCGUUUUGAUGAGAAAAAUGGGCUGGAGAGAAGGAGAAGGAUUAGGAAAAAAUAAAGAAGGAAAUAAAGAACCUAUUCUAGUUGAUUUUAAGACAGACCGAAAAGGUCUUGUUGCUGUAGGAGAAAGAGCACAAAAGAGGUCUGGGAACUUCUCUGCUGCAAUGAAAGAUUUAUCAGGCAAACAUCCCGUGUCUGCCUUGAUGGAAAUCUGUAAUAAGAGAAGGUGGCAACCACCUGAAUUUCUUUUGGUCCAUGAUAGUGGCCCUGAUCAUCGCAAACAUUUUCUCUUUAGGGUAUUGAUAAAUGGAAGCGCUUACCAGCCCAGCUUUGCCAGCCCUAAUAAGAAGCAUGCUAAAGCCACAGCAGCUACUGUGGUUCUUCAAGCAAUGGGCCUUGUACCAAAGGACCUCAUGGCUAAUGCCACUUGCUUCAGGAGUGCCUCACGUAGAUAGAUUGAGGUUUUAUAUUAAUCAUUUCAGAUAAUUUUACUCUGCAUCACAAUGUAUGUCCUCUUUAAUGUUGUAAAUAUUUGGCAAUUUAAGACAUUGUGUAAAAAGCAAUCUGUACAAACAUCUCCAGGCUUUGAUUUUUGUACCAUGGAAAUUGUAUUUAACCAUACAGGGUUUUGGUAUGUUUAUAUUGUUUACCUUAGUGAUGUAUUUAAGUGGCUAACAUCCAAACAAUUGUUUGAAGGCAUCAGUAAUCUUCAGUGUGGAAUGUUAAAUAACGCUUUUAUACUGUAUUUUGUACUAUGAUGUAACUUCCCUUCCUUAUGGCUAGGCUGCUGUAACACUUGCCUGUAAUCAGUGAAGGGCUGUGCACCUUGUACUAUUUCAAAAUGGGUUCUGCUGGACAGAUACUGGGCCAGUGUUAUUGAGGUAAUCAAUCAAGCAAGAUCUGUUCCACAGGGCUAAUGCCACCAUCCUCCCUUAAAAUUUUGUAGAGGUUAUAAAGAGAAAGUGAUGUUGUGUGAUGAUCAGCACUAAGUCCUGCAUUCCCAUUAAAGCCACUUUGGUCAUAAGAAGGGAGUCAAAAUGAAGUCUGACUAGAAAUCUACUGCAGAGGCCAAGUACAUUUAGUAUGGCUUGAGUUGUGAUAUAGUUUUACUUUGAUGUGCAUUUUGAAUUUCAGCUACACCUAGGUAGACGUAAAAUGAUAAUUAAAAAAUGCUGUAACCAACUUAUCUAAUAAAAUUGGCAACCAGCCAUUAUUUUGUUGACUAUGAGAAAGUUUAUGUUAAUUUUUAGGGUCUGAUAGAACUAUUUCAUGUGUAUUACAGUGGUAUUCAUAUGCUAUGUCUCUAAACUUUAUUUUCAAAAGCUUAAGGCCCAAAUACAAACUUCUCUGGAAUAAAUGUGGUGUUUUAUUUUCUGGAUCAUAGAGUGAACAUACACAUCUUCAUUAAGUACUAUUAUCUAAACAUAUUAAUUUC
This is a messenger RNA of Fukomys damarensis (Damara mole-rat), 8499 nucleotides long. RefSeq names its product SON DNA and RNA binding protein (gene Son). The transcript has 12 exons. Gene Ontology annotation, molecular function: protein binding; RNA binding. The record is from RefSeq and is a predicted model, not a curated record. Bases 191 to 7519 code for a protein of 2442 amino acids. NCBI's taxonomy places the organism in Eukaryota, Metazoa, Chordata, Mammalia, Rodentia, Bathyergidae. Gene Ontology annotation, biological process: regulation of mRNA splicing, via spliceosome; regulation of cell cycle.